UUGAGAAUUUUGCUCAAAACGGUGCUUGAUCCUGUACAAAUUAAAGACGCUGAACGGAUUGGAGCUCUUUUUUCACUGGUGCAUUCAGCGCUCUGUACUCAGAAGAGAAUGAAAAUAUCCCGCAUGAAAACGACAGAGUACAACAAUAUGCAACAGAUGAGACUCUAUGUUCAAGUUGAAGGUGAUGCAAUUAUGUCUCGCGAUGGUGACAUUUGCCAAGAAGCAAUUGAUUUAACCGCAACCAUGGCAGAAAGAGGUCAUCAGGUGAACGUUGUCUAUCAAACCGUGCUCAACUACGAUCACCGCAAAGUUGUCAAAUUCCUGGUUUAUCACGUAUCAAUAAUACCAACGUUGGAAAUUGCGUUUCCCGAGAAAUGGAAGGUGGGACUUCAAGGCGUUAUCGAUUCACUUGGUUUGGCAAACUCUCAUGUGACGAACUUCCAGGUUCCUUUGUUUCAUGAUCAAAUUACAACUGAAGAACGAGUUAAGGGAGUCGCAGAACCCAAAAUGCAAAAUUCCUUUUUCAGUAGGUUCACUGAUAACAUUCAUGUCGAGAUCAUGUUAAAACACCUGUUGCCUGCUCUCGUACUCGGGGAAUUUCACUGUUUCCCGUACACUCACGUAUAUGGAUACAACGACGGGUUGUUCAGCCGAGUAAAAGCAUUUGUGCCCAAAACUUCCAUUCAAACACCGCGAAGCUCUGAAUAUUCCGAUUUGGCAUUGGUGGAACUCUUCAAGUCCACUUGGAGCGAGUUAAGCUUCUCGCUGUAUACACAUAAAGACGAACCCACCUACGGCCUUUUGAUCUUACGAGAUGAAAACCUUGCGGAACCUAAUGCACUUUUUAUAACCGGAAACAACGUUCGUUACGAUGUAACGUUCGUCGGGACA
Messenger RNA from Opisthorchis viverrini, 891 nucleotides. RefSeq lists its product as hypothetical. The transcript has 7 exons. The record is from RefSeq and is a predicted model, not a curated record. NCBI's taxonomy places the organism in Eukaryota, Metazoa, Platyhelminthes, Trematoda, Opisthorchiida, Opisthorchiidae. The annotation marks the transcript as partial.